Messenger RNA from Aureobasidium uvarum, 2127 nucleotides. Lineage: Eukaryota; Fungi; Ascomycota; Dothideomycetes; Dothideales; Saccotheciaceae. The record is from the annotation of a GenBank genome assembly.
AUGCCGUACGUCAAGACACCGCAGAAUGAGAGUUUCCCUCCCUGGACAUGGUCGGAAGCACCUCUCCUCACAGGCUCUUCACGCCACGAGCCAGACCCUGAGAUCCGCAACAUUAUGAUCACUGGUGGAGCUGGCUUCAUCGCUUCAUGGGUGGUCCGCCACCUCACAACUACAUAUGGUGGCCACUAUAACAUCGUCUCCUUCGACAAGCUGGAUUACUGUGCGUCUCUGAACAACACAAACCAAUUGAAUCACCUCGACAACUUCUCGUUCUAUCAUGGAGAUAUCAUGAAGGCGGAUGAAGUCUUGGGUUGCCUUCGAAAACACAAGAUCGAUACAGUGAUGCACUUUGCAGCGCAAUCUCACGUCGAUCUCUCCUUCGGAAACUCUUACGACUUUACAUACGCCAACGUCUACGGCACUCACGUGUUGCUAGAGUGUAUCAAGACGUAUGGAAUCAAGAAAUUCAUUCAUGUCUCUACGGACGAGGUCUAUGGUGAAGUCAAAGACGGUGCCGACGACCUUCUCGAAGAUGCCAUUCUUGCUCCUACAAACCCCUAUGCCGCAUCCAAGGCCGCAGCAGAGAUGAUGGUACACGCCUACUACAAGAGCUUCAAGGUACCGGUCAUCAUUGUGCGUAGCAACAACGUCUAUGGGCCGCAUCAAUUCCCCGAGAAGGUCAUCCCGAAGUUCUCGUUGAUGCUGCAGCGCGGGUUGAAGCUUCCUCUACACGGUAGCGGAGACAACACACGCCGCUAUCUGUACGCAGGCGACGCUGCAGAUGCAUUCGAUACCAUCUUGCACAAGGGUGAGAUUGGCCACAUCUACAAUGUCGACUCGCAUGACGAAGUCGCGACCAUCGACCUCUGUGCCCACCUACUACGCUUGUUCGGACUACCUCACGCCACAACCGAGGACCUCUACAAACAUGUCGUCCACACCCAAGACCGCCCCUUCAACGACCAUCGCUAUGCCGUCAAUGGAGACAAGCUACGUCAACUGGGUUGGGAACAGAAGACUCGCUUCAAUGAAGGCUUGCAACUCACCGUGCAAUGGUACCAGAGAUUUGGCUCGAACUGGUGGGGCAACAUUGAGAGCAGACUACGGCCCUUCCCUGAGCCUGUUACGCUCAAUGUGCCAGCAGACAAGAAACGAGCAGACUCACAUGUAUCUGUCAGAGAGAUCGCUGCGGAUGUCAAGGUUCAAGAUUUGACCACUAUGCCAUUGCAGACGCACAUCCAUAUCUCCAGCGAGCAGGGCUUGUCCAGUAUUACCACGCUGAUCGUGGGCAGUAAAAGUGCAGCCCUCAUCGAUCCUCCCUUCCUGGUUCCGGAUGCCAAAUCUGUUGUCGAAUGGAUCAAGGACACCACAUCUCUGCCAUUGAAGGCAAUGUUUGUAACUCACCACCAUCCCGACCACUUCUUCUCCGCCAAUCCCAUCUUAGAAGCCUUCAAGGGAGUGAGAUUCUUGACUGCACCAUAUGUUCGCGCGGGCAUCGAUCGCGAGUACGAGGAGANNAAAGUCAAGUAUUGGCCAUCAGUAAUGGGGAAGGAGAUGGUCCCGGAGAAGCCAAGGAAGCCCGAUGUUUUUGAGCACAGUUUCUUUGUGCUUGAUGGGGACGAACAAUCGCCCAUAUGUCUGCUUGGUCCCGUCCAAGGUGACUCGAUUGAUCAGACGUUAUUCUGGUUGCCGACCGAGAAGACUGUUGUUUGCGGCGACGUGAUAUAUGCACGGAGCACCCAUGUCUGGGCCGCCGAAAUAGAGACACCUCAGAUUCUGCACGCUUGGCAGAAAUCUCUGGACCUCAUUGCAUCGCUGGAUGCUACCAAAAUCAUACCGGGCCAUUUAGAGAGUGGUUGGGAGAUGGAUGGUCAAGCUGAUCUGGCACAUACUCGUAAGUAUCUCCAGCUUUUCGACGACCUUAUUCAGAAUGCUUCCGAGAAGCACAAAGUCGAUGAGCUGUAUCAAAAGUUCAAGGAAGCCUUUCCCAAGGCAGACAAGAAUCUUGAUUUCUUCCUUGGUCAACUGAGCAGCGCGUUCGGUGAAGGAGGUCAAAAGUGGGAGGAGAAUAGACAUCACAAUGUCGAUCAGCGUACCAAAGAGCAGCUCGAGGGGUUUAUCAUCUGA